Molecule: messenger RNA, 6102 nt
Organism: Xyrauchen texanus (razorback sucker)
Lineage: Eukaryota; Metazoa; Chordata; Actinopteri; Cypriniformes; Catostomidae
Product: spindlin-Z
Exons: 6
Coding region: 433-1221 (262 amino acids)
Biological process (GO): gamete generation
Source: RefSeq, a predicted model, not a curated record
CAACGGGGGAGGGGAGGGCAACGGUUCGGCCGCAUUCGGGGCCGCCUGCGCUCAUCAAACGCCGCUCAUUGAACAGACAAGUGAGGCGGAGCUGGUGUGGAAACAUUUGUUAUGCCGUAAUAUGCGUGAAUUUCUAAAGUAAUACCGGGGUUGCUGAAGCCCUUCCAAAAGAAGUCUGGAUCAUAACGCAGCUGCCAGAGCCCUGAGUGGGCUGGCGCAACCCGUCGUGCCCACUCAGUAUUGAGCACCAAACAUUCCACAGCGACGGGCAUCAGAGGGACGAUAUUACAUGCCAGCAUUUUUAGUUUUUUUGGAUUGGCCCCUUUAGGUUUCAAUCCCCCUUCCCCCCUUACACUCUUUCAUUCAUAAAGAGUCAAAUAUAUUUUUUCACCCUAGUGUGGCAGCCAGGCUGCCCCCCCCAAUCACAGAUGAAUGAAGACCCCAUUUGGGAAGAACGCGGCCCAGAGAUCCAGAGCUGAUGCAGGGCAUCCUGGUGUCUCUGCAAAUAUGAUGAAAAAAAAGAAUUCUCACAAGAAACACAAAAGCAGCGUAGGGCCCACUAAAGCCGUUACUCAGCCCAGACGGAAUAUCGUGGGCUGUCGUAUCCAGCACAUCUGGAAAGAGGGCAGCGGAGCGGCGUCACAGUGGAAAGGAACCGUUUUAGACCAGGUGCCCGUCAACCCAUCGCUCUACCUGAUUAAAUAUGACGGUUUUGACUGCGUCUACGGCCUGGAGCUGCACAAAGACGAGAGAGUGCAAGGAUUGGAAGUCCUGCCUGACAGACUAGCGUCAACACGCAUCAGCGACGCCCACCUGGCCGACACCAUGAUCGGCAAAGCCGUGGAGCACAUGUUCGAGACGGAGGACGGUACUAAGAACGAGUGGAGGGGAAUGGUGCUGGCCCGAGCGCCCAUCAUGAACACAUGGUUUUACAUCACAUACGAGAAAGACCCGGUGCUAUACAUGUACCAGCUGCUCGAUGACUACAAAGACGGAGAUCUGAGGAUCAUGCCAGACUCAAACGACUCGCCCCCAGCGGAGCGGGAGCCCGGAGAGGUAGUGGACAGCCUCGUCGGGAAGCAGGUGGAGUAUGCCAAAGAGGACGGCUCUAAACGAACUGGUAUGGUUAUCCAUCAGGUGGAGGCCAAGCCUUCCGUCUACUUCAUCAAGUUUGAUGACGACUUUCACAUUUACGUCUAUGACCUGGUGAAAACAUCGUAGGCAGCGACGCACUCGUGGGUCGAGGAGAGGGGGAGGAAUUUCACGCACCAUGUGACCCACAAACUUUUUGCCAAACGUUUUCUCUGAACAUUUCUCGUAACAUUUUUGGAAAUGGUACGGUGGAUAUUUCGGUGGGAUCUCGCAUUACCACUCGUCAAGUGUCUCUUAUCGUUGUAGGAUAAACGGAUAACUGGACAUCACAUCGCCCAACAUAAACGUAGCUUUAAAUUUCUACGUUUUCUCAAGCAUUUCCCAUUUCUGUUGUUGCCAGUGAUUAUUAUGACGAUACACCAUCAUUUUCAUCGGCUGACCGUUGACCAUUAGAGUAACAACAUUCCCGGGAACAUCUGGGUUGCAUCGAUGAUUCCUGACGUGAAUAUGAAGAUCUGUUGGACUGUUUCAUUUCUAACUUGGCUUACGGCGUUAUGUGUUACCCAAAAGUCUCUCUGUACGCUAUGAAAUACAAGCUAACGGUGUCCAGCAAUGAGAAUCGCCCCAAGUUGAAAAUCCUAUUUCUUCAUCAUUGUUUUUGGAUGUGUUGGGAGGAAAAAAGUAAAAGGAUUGCAGCAUUUAUCCUGCAGUAUUUUAAGGGGUUCGCAGAAAACGUGACCGCUCGGGGUGUCUUAAACGCUACAGUAAUGUGUGCGAAACCGCCAGGAGACGGAGGGCGGGAAGAUAGCGGUAGAGAGUGACAUCAGCGCUGAUGCCGUUGCACUUACUGCGGUUGCCAGAUAUUCCUUGUUUACCCUCCGUCUUCCUGAACUCGCCAGAAAGAUUUACGCACACGGGCGCCACCAUCAAUGUAGGCAUUUGUGGAGUGAAUUCCCAGCGUCUUGUAUAAUUUUUAUUUUUUUAUUUUACACCCUAUUUUUUUAUACAUAUAUAUCACCACCAAGUAAACGCUAAUGCAGCUUUUAUUAUCAUAAGCACUAAAUUUUAGAUUUGAGCGCUUGUUUAACUCCCCCUUUUUUUCAACGCAAUGUCAUGUCUGUAUAUUGUAACGGAACGUUAAUAUUCAUGUUUUUUUUAGCUUUAUUUAGUUUACAUUUGUUUUAUGGGUUUCAUUAAAUGUCGAAAAGCGUACCCUCUCUCUAUGUAUCAGAUGGCAUAGUGAGGACAUUUUGCAUUUGCAAAUUUCCCAAAGUAUUUCGAGAUGUUACAGAAGCCAGUCGCACAAAGUGUUUGAUCUCGAACAGGUUGGAAAAUGUUGAUGCAAUAACAGAAAAAGUGUUCAGGAAUUUCUUUGCGAACUGUGCACCCCAUUUUCGUCUUAAGUGACUGUUAGAUUAUAAUUAUUGAUUUUUUUAUCAGCCUUUGGGAGAUUUCUUUUGUCUCGUAUUCUCGAUUAUGACUCUCUGAGAGCCUAAAACAUUUGUGCCUCAGUAUUAACUUUCAUUGGGUUCCUGUGUGAGAGAGUGCGUGCGCGAGAGAGAGAGAGAGAGCGAGUGAGUGCACGCGCACGAGUGAUUGAGUGCGCUCGUGUGUGUGUGCGCACAAGUGAGUGUGUGUACGUGUGUGUGUGUGAGCGUGAGUUAGUGAGUGUGUGUGUGUGUGUGUGCGUGCGUGAGUAAGUGUGUGUGUGCGUGAGUUAGUGUGAGUGUGUGCGUGCGUGCGUGUAGUGAGUGAGUGUGUGUGUGCUAGCAUGCGUGUGAGUGAGUGAGUGUGUGUGCGUGCGUGUGAGUGAGUGAGUGAGUGUGUGCGUGCGUGCGUGUGUGUGAGUGAGUGUGAGUGUGUGUGAGUAAGUGUGUGUGCGUGCGUGCGUGAGUGUGAGUGUGUGCCUGCGUGUGAGAGUUAGUUAGUGAGUGUGUGUGUGUGUGUGUGUAAGUGUGCGUGCAUGCGUGUGAGUAAGUGAGUGUGUGUGCGUGUGUGUGUGUGUGAGUAAGUGAGUGUGUGCGUGCAUGAGUUAGUGAGUGUGUGUGUGUGUGUGAGUGAGUGAGUGUGUGUGUGUGUGUGUGUGUGUGUGUGUGUGUGUGUGUGUGUGUGUGUGUGUGUGUGUGUGUGUGUGUGUGUGUGUGUGUGUGUGUGUGUGUGUGUGUGUGUGUGUGUGUGUGUGUGUGUGUUCCCAAUAGACUCAUACAGAAUGACUGGAAGGCCUCUGAGGAACGUUACUAUGUUUGAAGAUAGCCUUGCAGCUACAUGUGCUUUUCAUUAUUCCUGCGUGUUCUGCUGUCGGUUCCAGUGUUCCUGUUUUAAAACCUGUUUUUUGUGCAUACAACACGCAACACUUCUCUGUUGUCCUCAGCUGAACAGGUCACACAGAGCCGCUGUGUUUAGCAUUUAAUGCACAACAACAGCAGUGUGACUCUCGCUCAGAAAUCUCCUAUUCCGCUCUAAAAUCAAAAGAAAUCAAUAUAUGAUUUUUUUCCAUUAAGAAAAUGAGGUCUAUGUUUAGGACCAGUAAGUUCAUUUGUAUUUGAAUGACUAUUAAGUGCAUUUCUCCCCCAAUUUGCAAUUACUACUUAUUUCUUAAUUCUGAAAUGAAAACAAAAUGACAAAAUGUACGGUGCAUAAUGUGUCCAGAGAUUUUCAAGGUAAUUUGUCCUAAUGGUGAUUCAUUAAGAUAAUAAUUAUUAUUAUUUAAUCAGCAUAAAUGAGGCAAUUGACUUAACACAUUAAAUACUAACAUGAUUUAUAAAUGCUUUUUUCAAUUAAAAUGUUUUUUUCUUAUGUACAAUAUUGAGAAUAUCAUUCUUUCACAUUGCAUUAGGCGACUGAGAAUUUGUGCUUAAUUGUCAUGAAAAUGUCACAAUGCAAAAACAUCUUAAUGAUCCUAAAAAUAGAAAUGGUUUAAUUUUCUGAAGCUUAUUUUUAGUACCAUUAUGGUUUUUUUUUUUUUAUGACAUUAUAAUGCAUUGCUCAUUUUCAAAAUACAAAAUGAAUAAAUAAUGGCCCAUAAUGCUUCAGGACAUUUAAUUGGAUGGUUUUUCAAAGUAUCAUUAUUCAAAAACUAUUUUAAAUUAUUAUUAGAGCAUAAAGCAUCUAUUAGAGGCAAUACAUCCACAUGAUAUAUAAACACUGCAAUUUAAAUAUAGCUUUUUUUUAACUACAGUAUUGAGAAAAUGAUUUUACAUGACAUUACGCUACUGAGAAUUGUGGGUGAAAUGUGCUUAAUUGUCAUAUAAAAUCAUCUUAAUUUUUGCAUUAAUUCGUUUUUUAAAAAUUCUGCUUUUUGGCAUUAUUUGUAUGACUCUUAGAUGCAUUUUCCCACCAAAUUCCAUUGUAAUACAAAAAUAAAUAAAUAAAUAAUUCUCGAUUUUCUAAAGUAUUAACUGUCCCUAAUGCCUCCGAACAUUUAGAUUUUCAAAUUGUCAUUUUUACAAUGUAAGAAUACUUUUUAUGUUAGAUUAGCAUAAAUUAGAGGCAUUAAAACAAAGAAUACCAUCAUAUAUAAAAUAUUAUUAACAAGUGAAAUAUUGUUUCACAACAGUAUUGAGAUUAUCAUUAAUUUUCACACUACAUUAAGUGAAUUUGCUUAAUUAAAAAUAGUAAAACAACUAAAUAUAGACCUAAUUUUCUCAUGUUCACAAGCAAACUAUUUUAUGUUUGUAUUUUGAUUUUGACGUAGAGAUUUACUCAAUUAUGCGCGUUCUGUUUGCGCUUAAUAUUCACUGAACUCUUCAGAUUUAUCUUGGAGAUGUUUGUGAUUCUCCAAGUAUUCGACCAUGAAACCUUAAAACAGAUGACCUGCUCAGCUUCCCAAAAAAAGCAUUGAGUGUGGUGACCUUAACGCAGAUGUAAACCUGCAGCUUGGGACUGUUGUUCCACUUUUACGUUUAAAACGAGAGCUGGGUCGCUAUUAAGAGACGUACGGGUCUCUAACUACGGUGUGCGCCGUCACUGCAGCUAUGUGUACUUACCAAGUCUCCUCUGGUAGGAUUGUGUCUUAUUCGAAAUUGAAAUCGGACGUGUCAAUAUGCAAAUGGUCACCCUUAGAAAAGACGUAUUCAAGGGAUUGGCCUUUUACAUGUAGCUACUGUAGUAUUGUACUGUGUUUGAUGUUAGGUCAACGUGGGGAAAAGAAAACUAGACCGUUCUUUUUGCAUGAUACGAGUAGAGUUGUUAUCGUACGCUAGUGUGACGCAUGUGUACCUGUCUUUUUAAUUUCGCCGAUUUGUUUCCUAAAUGAAAAGCUUACGUUUGUGUUGCUACUUGUGACGUUUUUGUUCUGGUUUUGAAUACAUUUCUGAAACAAACAAACUUUAAACUAAGUAUUUUAUUUUCUGCUAUGCUCUUAAAGGUCAAAUGCACUGGUGAUUGUGUUGGCGUGCCAAUUGGAAGUCAAGGUGCCAGUGUUAAACAGCAUUUUAGGGAUCAUAUCCUUUCGGACACAGUACAACCGUUCUGCUACAAGACAAAUCGCUUUGUUUCUAUGAAGAGUGCCAUAUUAAACGAAGAAAUAGGCCUUACAUGAUUGGGACAAAAUACAAUACAAAUCUAUAUGUUAGAGUGGGUUAAUGUGUGCAUGUGUGAAAUAUCACAUAUCUAAUUCAACCUUGUAGAUAUAGAAUGAAAUGACGGAUGUUGUCCUCAAUGCACACUUAUGUAUGGGGAGAGAAUGAACGUAUGGUCCCUUUAAGAUGCUGUUGCUUUAAUAACUUAUAUAAAAAAUGUAAAAGAAAAGAAUAGACAAAAAUGCCGUGCAAUUUGAUGAUUGUUGCAGAUACAUGUAUAGUUCAAAUUUCAUGUUCUUUCACGUAUAGAUAAAUGGCUUCUAUUGGACCGAAUCUGUUAUUUUUCUUCCUUUUUUUUUUUAACAUGUAGAUAAUUCAUUUUAUUUUCAUUUGAGUAUAAACACGUUUUAAAACCCUGUUGCUUAAUUCACCAAGUAAUUUUUAUAAUUAUUAUGUAAGUCUAUCCCUAUAAGAUUAAAAAAAAACUUAA